AUGCCCUCAAUAUUGUCCGACGAUGACAAAGAGACGGUUAAGCGUCAGGUCCCCAAGCAGUCCAACAAGAUCCAGGCUGUAGCGGUUGCUAGACUCUACAUUGCCUACCCCAAUCGGCAGAAAUGGACAUAUACCGGUCUUCAAGGGGCGGUAGUCCUUGCAAAUGACUUGGUGGGGAAUACAUACUGGCUCAAGCUGGUAGAUGUCUCUUCUGCCAAUCGAGGGGUAAUAUGGGAUCAGGAAAUCUACGAUACAUGGUCAUACAAUCAAGACCGGACCUUCUUUCACACUUUCGAAACAGAAGAUUGUCUCGCGGGGUUGUCUUUCGUGGAUGAGAAGGAAGCCAAGACCUUUUUGAAGAAGAUGAAUGAUCGAGAAAAGAAUGCUAGUAAAGCGACCAAAGCAAAUCCAUACGGGGGCCCAGGAGUUCAAGCUGGUGGAGGACAUAGGCAUGGUCUAUUAGGAGGAUUGUUUGGUGGACACAGGCACUCUUCUGCCCCCUCUAUGCAACCUACGCCUCCGGAAUCUCCAAGUUAUGUACUCCCACCAGCACCGGUUCAUAGAGACUCAGGAAGCUCCAUUGGAGGGAGAUCACAAUUUUCUGCGCUAGACGCCAUUGACCCUAAUUGGAGAGAAACGUGGGGCGACGAUUUGAAGCAGAUGGGUAUUACAGACGAUCUCAUUAGGGAUAACCAAGAUUUCAUUGCGGAUUAUAUCAGGCAGCAACAAGCUGCACAGGUGUCUACCCCGGCACCAAAUGGAAUUGAGAACCAGAGAGCAAAGGCACCUCCUCCACCCCCGCCUCCUGCGGCACCUUCAAGACCUCGAUCCGAAAGCCCUCAUAAUGCGUCAGGAGGUCGUGGAAGAGGAGCACCACCAGCACCACCCCCAGCGAGAAGAUCUGGUGCAAAGACUGAUAUCCCGAGAGAGCCUACACCUCCAAGAGAACCUUCACCACCAAGAGGACCACCCCCACCAAGAUUUGCUGCUCCACCUCCUUUCCCAGAUGCAGGGAAGUUCGCUCAUAUCAAAGACAAAGCACCAUCGAGAGCACACGCAGCAUCAUUAUCAAAUCCUGGGCCACCUCCUCCGCCCAGACCUCCAAAGACUCCUGUGGACGACUCUUACGAACCUGGAGAAUCCGGAUCAAAAUUCGGUGUACCGCCUCCUUUUCUGGGAGAACGAAAGGUUGGUCCGCCCCCAACACCAAGUCGAGGACCAGUACCACCGCCUCCUCCCCGAGAGAGUACUCCAUUCCCUCAUACUCAUUUUGUUCCGCCUUCAAACGCUCCUCCUCCACCGUUACCUCCAAAAAAUCCUUCAGGUCCUUCAAGUGGACCGUCGAGUCCACCUCCUUUACCUCCUUCGUCGACUCGGCCGAUACCUCCUCCUCCAUCGAGAGACAAUGGACCAUCACAGCCACCGCCAUUGCCUCAAUCAAAUGCACCCCCUCCACCUCCUUUACCUUCGUCCAACGCUCCCCCGCCACCUCCUCUUCCACAAUCAAACGCUCCACCACCACCUCCAUUACCGCAUUCAAAUGCCCCACCCCCACCACCAAUGCCAUCAGGAAGCGGACCUCCACCA
Lachnellula hyalina is the source of this 1587-nucleotide messenger RNA. RefSeq names its product Proline-rich protein (gene LAS17). Lineage: Eukaryota; Fungi; Ascomycota; Leotiomycetes; Helotiales; Lachnaceae. The annotation marks the transcript as partial. The record is from RefSeq and is a predicted model, not a curated record. The transcript has 2 exons.